AUGCUUGAGCAACUUCGAAAACUAUUCUUUCUCCAUCGCGUUGACACAGCUUUCAAGGAUUUCCAUAUCAGGCUUCCGGGUCGGGUUUUCUUAUUCAUAAUAUUCAAAAUUGCUUCUUGUGGCAUUGACAGGUUGACUAUCCGAUGCUUUAGAAUCCAUAGAAACUUGCUCAACAACUUUGCUUUAACUUUGGUGCCGGGCAAGGCCUACUCAUUUGACAGAAACAUGUCCUCAAAAUUGAAAAUUCCAGCUCCAGAAAUAAAACCUUCUGUACCACUUGCAUCAUCUCCAAGUGGUAAUGGUAAAGCAAAGUAUCAGCUGGACUACGGAAUUGCAGCAUUUAGGUCUCCAAAUUCCAAAACAGCUUCCACAGCUGGCAAACAUGAAGUCUCAGACAAAUAUUCUGCCAACGUUUCAUGA
This is a messenger RNA of Sphenostylis stenocarpa, 420 nucleotides long. The record is from the annotation of a GenBank genome assembly. Lineage: Eukaryota; Viridiplantae; Streptophyta; Magnoliopsida; Fabales; Fabaceae.